Messenger RNA from Aspergillus pseudonomiae, 1197 nucleotides. Its product is annotated as Gfo/Idh/MocA family protein. The record is from RefSeq and is a predicted model, not a curated record. Bases 100 to 1197 code for a protein of 365 amino acids. NCBI's taxonomy places the organism in Eukaryota, Fungi, Ascomycota, Eurotiomycetes, Eurotiales, Aspergillaceae. Gene Ontology annotation, molecular function: nucleotide binding. The transcript has 4 exons.
AUUAAUUAAUUGGCCCCUCAAUGUCUCAUUGGGACUGAUAAGUACACCUAAUCCCGGUGAAGAUUCUUUUGACCUUCUGCAAUACCCCAAAGGAGCAACAUGGUGAACUGGGGAAUCAUAUCAACUGGCGAUAACGCUACAAAAUUUGCCAAAGACCUCCUCAUCGAUCCAUCAACAAGGGGCGUCCACAAUGUCACCCACAACCUCACCGCCGUCGCAUCCUCAGCCUCAUUGCAAAAAGCCCAUGACUUCCUGUCUUCCGUAAAUGCUCCACCAGACACAACCGCUUACGGAUCCUACGAGUCCCUCCUCGCAGACCCCAAUGUUCAAAUUGUUUAUAUCUCCACGCCACACUCGCACCAUUUCCAGAAUGCCCGUGCCGCUUUACUCGCGGGAAAGCACGUCUUACUUGAGAAGGCCUUCACAGUUAAUGCAGCUCAGGCGCGUAGUCUCAUACAGCUUGCUCGUAAGAAGAACCUGUUUCUGAUGGAGGCAAUGUGGACGCGUUUCUUCCCACUCAUGCGGUAUGUCAGACAGCUUAUCAAAGAUGGGGCUAUUGGAGCUGUGCAGCGAGUAGUUGCGGAUCGAAAUUUAGGGAGAGAUGUCGAGAAGCUCUACGGAACGGAGCAUCGAUUAGUGAAUCCUGCACUGGCGGGUGGGGCUUUGCUUGAUUUGGCUAUAUAUCCCCUAACGUGGAUCUUUCAAAUCCUCUAUCAUGAUGAUCCACUAGCCUCUGGUACUGUCAGGUCACCACCACAUAUUUCUAGCUCGGUGGUCAAAUACACCCCAACUGGGGUAGACGAAACCACUACUGUUGUUGUCACCUUUCCUGAAAGCCAAACGCAGGGUGUCGCGACUGCGAGUCUUCGGCUCACUUCGGACCCAACCGACCCAGGGGUGCGCAUCUUAGGAGAUAGAGGCCAGAUACAGGUUUUUGGACCUGCUGCGCGGCCGUUGAGCAUUGUGCGCAUUGCAUAUGGGGAAGAAGGUCCGGAGAUAGUGGAGAGGAAGGAUUUUGAAAUUCCAGUUGGACAUGGAUUGUUCUGGGAGGCAGAUGCCUGUGCUCGAUACUUGGUUGAAGGGAAGAUCGAGUCAGACCUGAUGCCACUGGAAGAGACGCUGCUGAUUAUGGAAGUUAUGGAUAGGGUACGGGAGCAGAACGGGAUUAAAUAUCCGGCCGAAGUCGAGGCACAUUAA